GGUGGGUGCAUUCGAAGGCGACCGUGGUCGUCUGUGUCUCGGCUUCAAAUAAUUCUGAAAAUAUCACCAGGACAGUGCGGGCGUGAAUUCAUCGAAACACAGAUUCAAAGACCAUUUUAAAAUUGGACUGCCAAUCUAAAGGGACUGGAAUGAAGGGGUAUGCCAAGAAUUUGAAUUAGCUCGCUUGUAGUUUGAAGAAAGAGUAAGUCGGGUUGAGGGGAGCCAUUUUGUCCCGACUGUGUGGGAGAAAGGAAGAGUGGAAAAGGGAUAUCUCAGAGAAGAGGAAAAUCCUGCACCCUCUUUUUAGACAACAGGACAAGCCGACCUGCGGGCUAUUACAGUGACCAAGCUAGCAAGCUUUCCUCAUCAACACCAUUCACUGAAGUGCUAUGGUAUUGAUUGAGUCCUGGUAAGGUGAGCUAGCGGGCUAGAAAUCAGCAGGGAUUUUUUACAAAAAUCAUCAAGCUGAUUGUUCUAUUUGGGAGCGUGGCAAGUGCCGACCUGGUCCCCGACGUGGAUUUUGACACAGUAACGUUAGAAAAAUUAUCAUUUUUAUAUAAAUGGCGAAGAAGACGUACGAUCUGCUAUUCAAGCUUCUCCUGAUCGGAGAUUCUGGUGUUGGGAAGACAUGCGUGCUGUUCCGCUUCUCAGACGACGCCUUCAACACCACCUUUAUUUCCACCAUAGGCAUUGAUUUUAAGAUAAAGACAGUGGAAUUACAAGGAAAGAAGAUUAAGCUACAGAUAUGGGACACGGCGGGCCAGGAGCGUUUCCACACCAUCACCACAUCCUACUACAGAGGAGCCAUGGGCAUCAUGCUGGUCUACGACAUCAGCAACGCCAAGAGCUUCGAGAACAUCAGCAAGUGGCUACGGAACAUCGACGAGCACGCCAAUGAAGACGUUGAGAGAAUGCUGCUAGGCAACAAGUGUGAUAUGGAGGACAAGAGAGUUGUACCAAAGGCCAAGGGGGAACAGAUUGCUAGGGAGCAUGGUAUCCGGUUUUUCGAAACGAGUGCAAAAGCCAACAUCAACAUCGAGAAGGCAUUCCUCACGUUAGCAGAAGAUAUCCUCAGAAAGACGCCCGUAAAAGAGCCCAACAGCGAGAACGUUGAUAUCAGCAGUGGAGGAGGAGUGACGGGAUGGAAGAGCAAGUGCUGCAGCUGAACAAGCCACCAUAGACUCACACACACACACACACACACACACACACACACACAACCACACUCAUACACACACACACACACGUCCAAAAGAGGCGUACACUGAUAUUCACAUUCACAUACACAUCACAUACACUCACAAACACACACACACACACACACACACACACACACACACACACACACACACACACACACACACACACACACACACACACACACACACACACACACACACACACACACACACUCUCUCUCUCUCUCUUCUCUCUCUCACUCCUUUCACUCCCCUCCUCAUUACACCUCCUCUGCUAUCAUCUUUUUACUUGCCUACUCACCUUCCUCCUCUCUUCCAUCUCUCUCUCUCUCUCUCUCUCUCUCUCUCUCUCUCUCUCGCUCUCGCUCUCUCGCUCUCUCUCUCUCGCUCUCUCUCUCUCCUCCUCCUCCUCUCUUCCAUCUCCAUCUCUCUCUCUCUCUCUCUUUCUCUCUCUCUCUCAUAUCAGUCUCCCCUUCAUCUCGCUCUCGCCAUCUCUCUUUCCCUCUUGUCUUUCGUUCUCUGAGAAUUAAACCACUUCUUCUCUAGCACCCUUUCUUUGCUCUGCUUUCUCCUGAGUCCUUGCUGAUUGGCCGCUGUCUUGCCUCGUCAGAAGGACAGCCUGUGUAGAUGUAUGAAGAGAUGGGGAAAAAAAGAGAGAGAAAUCAUGUCAAGUUCUUUUAUCUUUUUAUUUUAAACGUCAAAUAUAAAAGAAAGAAAGAACGAAAGUGAGAUAGAAAGAAAAAAACAACAUUGACUCACUACUCACCACUACAUUUUUUUUCUCCGUCUGUUUAUUUGUGUGUGUCAAGAGUGUGAGUCUGAGACAGUGUGUGUGUGUGUGUUGGGAGAAAAUGUGCAAGCUUGAUUGUGUUUUUGUUUUGUUUUGUAUUAAAAGUGAGACUCCUGCCAAGGACAACCCCCCCCCCACACACACACACACACACACACACAAAAGAUAGUAUGACACAGAGCUUAUGAAAUUAUAUCAAUAUUAGUGACCCAUGAGUUGGACUUAACACAUUCUUUUGUACAGUCAUGGGGGGUUGUGUCGUGGGCUGUUGGUGAAAUUCGUUGGGGUGCCUCUGUCCCCCCAUCCCCCGCCUCCCUUCCUCCUCCAGUUGGGGUGACUAUCAUCUGGUGCCUUACAGGAAACCCCCCCUCCCCCGAAACCACACCCCACCCCACCGAGCCAACCAUCCCCUUCCAAAUUUAAGAAGGAACCCCCACCCAAGAGGCUUCCCCUAUGCCACUCCACUCCACCCCUCAUCCUCCACCCACCUCACCUCACCUCACCCACAACUCACCUCACCCUCUGUCCUGUUCUGUCACAACAUUUAAACACAUACACACACACACACACACACACACACACACACACACACACACACACACACACACACACACACACACACACACACACACACACACACACACACACACACACACACACUCUUGCACCUGCCCACAGCCUUGGAGUAUCCACGAACACACACACACACACACACACACACACACACACACACACACACACACACACACACACACACACACACACACACACACACACACACACAGACGAAUGAACACACAGACAAACACACAUGCCAACCGGCGCAGAAGCGUUUGAAUUUCUCCCACUCCAUCCAAGAGAAUGGCAUUAGAAAAUGGAGUAUUUCUUAUUAACAUAAUUUUCUUUUCUCUGAUUUUUUUUUUGUUUGGUUCUGAGUUUAUUUACAUGAACCCAGUUAUAUUGUUUUCUUUUUUUGUUUGUUUCUUUAUUUCUUUUUUUAAAAAAAGA
Messenger RNA from Engraulis encrasicolus (European anchovy), 2997 nucleotides. RefSeq names its product RAB10, member RAS oncogene family (gene rab10). Gene Ontology annotation, biological process: cellular response to insulin stimulus. The record is from RefSeq and is a predicted model, not a curated record. The coding region runs from base 561 to 1166 and encodes 201 amino acids. The transcript is spliced from 6 exons. NCBI's taxonomy places the organism in Eukaryota, Metazoa, Chordata, Actinopteri, Clupeiformes, Engraulidae. Gene Ontology annotation, molecular function: GTPase activity; GTP binding. Gene Ontology annotation, cellular component: Golgi apparatus; recycling endosome; insulin-responsive compartment.